UGUCAGGCCGCCUUCGACAAUGAUGUACGCAAGCUUUAUCACGUCCUCAAAGCAGACCCCGCGAAGCUCAACGUCCAGGACGAGGGCACCGGAGACACGCCCCUCAUCGCUGCGUGUCGUCGUGGCAACCUCAAGGUGGUCCAAUACCUGCUGGACAACCACGCAGAUGUUCAUUUGACGAACAAGAAACAGAGGACAUGUCUUCACUACGUGUCCAAGAGGACCUUCACUGCUCUAGACUACCUGAUGAUCAUCAUCCUCAUGCCCAUCCUGCUACUAGGAUUCUUCAUCAUGGAGGACAAGAAGAGGAAGAACGAGAAGCUUAUGAAGAUGAUUCUGAGCAGCAGUGUGGACAUCAACGCCAAAGACUAUAAAGGAAACACAAGCCUGCAUUACCUGUCCCAUAAGAAGAGUCACAGAUUGGUGCCGUUGCUGCUGGAGAAACAGGCCGACGCCGGCGUUAAAAACAACUUGGGACACACAGCGCUGGACAUAGCCAAUAAAAAGUUCCUGAAGAUCGUCACCAUGCUUAAGAAGGCUGGCUGACCGCACCAAGAGACGAGGAGACGGAAAGGAAGUAAACGGACCCAGUGAACUGACAGACGCAAAUAUGUAAAUAUCAACAACAUGCGAGUCAACAACGCGCUUCUAUGUACCAUAACAUUCUGUAAUAACCGUUUUGUUUUUUCAUUUGUAUCACUACUUCACAACUUCCCAUAAAUGCAUGUUAUUGAGUCCCCUCUUAAAACCCCAUUGCUAUUUACAGUCAAGAAAAACCAACAGGCAAAUGUAUAUUCAUAUUUCAAUGUAAACAAAGGAAAACUUUUGUAGAUAUUCAUGAAAGAUUUUAACGAGAUUACGAGAAUUCUAAAUUAAAACUGAAUCACAAUUGUAUCUCAAUGUAUUGGAGUGUCUUUUUAAUAGGCUACUUUUUAUGGGUGUCAUCUGUUGAAGUGUGAAUACACAUUUAUGAUUAGAUCCUAUACUAAAGGGUCAAUAACUGAUAGAUCCCACAUAAAUGCUUUUGAUGACUGCUCUUUAUUUGUCAAAUUCACCAGUCCCAAAGCAGUCUUAUCCGGUUGUUUCCACACAGAGUACUGCAAAUCAAUAAUCAACCAGUGCUCUAUACAAGUCCUCUAUUAUACCCAUAUAAUACAGACCCUAGACGCACAGAUGUAGAUAAAGACUGAUGUACUGUAUGCAGUAUUAACUUCCUUUAAACAAACUAAAGACACAAAAGAAUGCAGGAACAGAUGGUCAGCUGAUAACAGAAACACUAUGCUACUGCAGUACUAGAACAGCAAUCUUUUGCUUAAAGUCACACACGUACGAUUACUUGGCUCAGAUAUUAGCUGUUACUGUCAUUCAAUAUGACACCGUUAAAGAUAUUGGGACAAUAGCUCUGUUUAUGUAACGAGUUUUGCUUUAGUUGUGGAUGGUUGUACAUCAACAAAUGGAUUAAUUAUAAAAUACAUUUUUCUUUGAAU
This is a messenger RNA of Gadus chalcogrammus (walleye pollock), 1487 nucleotides long. RefSeq names its product ankyrin repeat domain-containing protein 22-like. NCBI's taxonomy places the organism in Eukaryota, Metazoa, Chordata, Actinopteri, Gadiformes, Gadidae. Gene Ontology annotation, molecular function: protein binding. The record is from RefSeq and is a predicted model, not a curated record.